Molecule: messenger RNA, 678 nt
Organism: Solanum stenotomum
Lineage: Eukaryota; Viridiplantae; Streptophyta; Magnoliopsida; Solanales; Solanaceae
Exons: 3
Coding region: 1-678 (225 amino acids)
Source: RefSeq, a predicted model, not a curated record
AUGGCCAAUUUAUCAAUUGGACGUGAAAUCGGCGUUCCUACACGGAGAAUUGCAAGAGCAGAUGAUUUAAUUUAUACUUGGAAUGAUUAUGUAUUGCCUAAACUUUUUAAGAAAUUGAUGAUGACUGAGUUUAAAAUGUCGGAUCUUGGCUUGAUGCAUUACUUUAUGGGAAUUGAAGUGAAGCAGUAUUCUGGUGGAAUUUUUAUUUCACAAAAGAAAUAUGUCCAGGAUAUUUUAUGGAGAUUUGGUAUGACAAACUGCAACUCUGUCACCACACCAACAGAGACAUGGCUGAAGCUUGAAAAUGAUUCUAUAGGAAAAAGGAUUGACAACUCUUUCUACAAGCAGAUCGUGGGAAGUUCGAUGUAUUUAACAGCCACUAGACCUGAUAUAAUGUACUCUAAAGGAGGCGAAUCAGAUUUAAUCGGCUUCACAGAUAGUGAUUAUGCUGGAGAUAAAGAUGAUAGGAAAAGCACAUCCGGUUAUGUUUUCAUGUUAUGUUCAAGUGUUAUUUCAUGGGGUUUCAAGAAGCAGCCAAUGGUUACAUUGUCAACUACGAAAGCGGAAUUUGUGGCAGCAGCUGUGUGUGCUACUCAAGCUAUCUGGUUGAAGAACAUUCUGUCUGAACUAUGUCUUCUUCCACAAAAGCCAACUCUAAUUUACUGUGACAAUGGUUAA